UGGUAACUAAUUAUUAAACUAUCAACUACAUGUUUACAUAGGUAUUAGUGUAUUACCGUCUACCAUAGAUUUUUGUACAAUCUAUGUGAUACUAGUAUACUAUUACUAUUACUAUAUAGUACAGUCAUAAUUUCAAAUUAGCCACAGAACUGUUAUGCAUUGCAAUAUUUUUUCUUAAUGUUUGUCGACAAAUAAUAAUUUAUAUUUUACAAAUUACAAUUUAUAUUUCACAUUAUCUAAUAUAAUAUUGAAUAUAUCGCUAACAAAAAAAUAAUAUUUUGUCAAAUCGUAUAGUUACCGAUACGGUGAAACUUAUUUUAAGUCUCUCAAAGACAGUAGAAGUAAAAGAUUUUUUGUUUUGAUUUACUAUUUAAUUGUUACAUUAUUUGCCAUGGAUCAUGAAGAUUUUACAGACCCACGAAAAAUUAACUUUCAAAACAACCGGUUAUGUUAUGUUGGCCAAGAUGUUACAAGUAUUCCAGAAAUACUGGGUAAAAUGUAUGGAUCCAAAGUUAGGUCUUUGGAUCUGASCUUCAAUAGUUUGACUACUCUGAAUCAUUCAGAGCUAUUUCCUGAUUUAGAAGAGCUCGUUUUAGAUAACAAUAAUCUAGAUGAUACUGUUAAAUUACCUUAUUUACCACAUUUACAUAUACUCUCAAUGAACAAUAAUAAAAUAACGGUCUUAGAAAACUUGGUUACCCAAAUAAAAUAUAAUAUGCCUUCUUUAAGAUUUCUCAGUUUGAUUGGAAACAAAGCUUGCCCAACACAGCUAAUAGAUUUUGAAAAAGAUGAAAACGAUUAUAAAAGAUAUAGGUAUUUUGUUUUACAUUAUUUGCCAGAACUGAGAUUUCUUGAUUCAAGACCAGUUACUGAUGAAGAACUUGAUACUGCAUUAACUAAAGGCGAAUUCACCAAAAUUAUACGCCCAGUAAGUAUGAGUUUUGGUAAUGGACCACUUCGAUUUGAUUGGAAAUCAUCUCUUGGAUCUCAAUCUCGUGCAGAUACUUCAAAUAUUUUCCCCCCACUUGCUGUAUCACCAACACAAGAAAUACAUCAUCAAGCUGCAUAUGGUCGACGUCGAUACCGUUAUGCUGGAAAACAUUCAGAGGGCAACCGUUUUAUUUUAAAUAGAGAUUUAUAAAUAAUGUUAAUUAAAUCAUAAUUACAACUUACAAGAUCAAAGAUAUUAAAUAUUAACAUAAAUAAUAUUAAGUUAUUGACUUUCAAGACAUUUAUAACCUUAAGACACUUUAAAACAUAAAGCGGGCUGCCUGCGCGGUCUCUGUAAAAUAAUACAACCGGAUCACUGUCUGCCGCGGUCUGUGUACAAUGAGUACCCAUUAGAUACGGAAACCCGCUCUCUGUUUGACUGAGCCUUUAAUAAUUAUUAUAUUUCUACAGAACUAUCUGUUUGGUAUCCAUGAGAGUUUAAUUAAUAAUAUUUUAUGUAAAAUGUUAGUAAACAUGAGAUCGAAUUUAUUAGAACUGCAAAAACUGAAGUAUUCUUUCUUUAUAGUCUAUAUGCCAUGUAUAAUAUUUCAAUAGUAGAUAUAUGUAUGAUAUAUGUUCAUUAUUCACAAUUAAUUGU
This is a messenger RNA of Diuraphis noxia (Russian wheat aphid), 1588 nucleotides long. Its product is annotated as leucine-rich melanocyte differentiation-associated protein-like. The record is from RefSeq and is a predicted model, not a curated record. Gene Ontology annotation, biological process: melanocyte differentiation. Lineage: Eukaryota; Metazoa; Arthropoda; Insecta; Hemiptera; Aphididae. Gene Ontology annotation, molecular function: protein binding.